This is a messenger RNA of Gigantopelta aegis, 6551 nucleotides long. Its product is annotated as transcription factor SPT20 homolog. Gene Ontology annotation, biological process: regulation of transcription by RNA polymerase II. Gene Ontology annotation, molecular function: transcription coregulator activity. NCBI's taxonomy places the organism in Eukaryota, Metazoa, Mollusca, Gastropoda, Neomphalida, Peltospiridae. Gene Ontology annotation, cellular component: SAGA complex. The record is from RefSeq and is a predicted model, not a curated record. Bases 89 to 3058 code for a protein of 989 amino acids. The transcript is spliced from 25 exons.
CCGGUACAAGAUGUUUUAUCACGGUUUGUUUGCAGGUCACUGAAAUGACCAUGAUUACCAUGAUUAUCUACACAUAGCAAAGAUUUUCAUGGCUGGCAGUUUGGACAGAGACGUAGAAUAUGCAGAGUACCUGGUGGAAUGCAGCAAACAACAGCCAAAAACUCUGCUUAACUCUGCGGGUAAUCCUGGGAGCAAUAAAGGAAAAUCGAUUCAUCAGAAGUUGUUGGAAUUGUACAUAGAAGAAUGUGAAAAACAGCCAGAAGACAAGGAACUAUGUUAUGCUAGUCAUAUUCUGGCUAAGCUGAUGAAACGAGAAAAACUCAACUGCCUUAUUCUGAACCUGUAUCCGGCAAAUGAAGGAUAUUCUCUUGUGUUGAAAGCUAGGAAUGGAAUAGAGUCGGAGACCAUCAAACUUCCAUACGAGGAAUUAGAACUCCUGGAAUACAUUGAUGCAGCUCAGUUACCUCCGUUUCUAGUAGAUUUGCUAGAGAAAGCUCAGGUUAAUUUCUUCUAUAGUGGAUGUAUUAUUGUUGAGAUUCGUGACUUCCGACGUUCUACAAGUGCAAUACACGACCAUGAUUCCCAGUACAUUUUGCUCAAACCAACACCACAGUCCCUGCUGUGUGAUAUCAACGCCAUCACCAACGACGGUCACAGGUGGACGCAGGAUGAUAUAUUCCAACUGGAGAGUCGGUUGCUGCUGGAAACGGAAGAGCCGCUGUGUCUUGACCCUUCCCCAGCAGUGCUGUUUGUUAACAACAGACUCCAGUUUGACCAGAAACAACUGAAUAAUCCCAUUUUAAAAAGAUCGGUGCGUAAGUACAGCCAGGCAGCAAUCAACAAGAAGAGAAAAUUGGCCCAGGCCCCAGCUCCUAAAGAACUCAAGUUAUUUGACUUUCUACAUCGAAAGAGGGACCGCAGCAGGGGCACUCCACCCAUUAACUUGAAAGUUGCCAAAUCGAAUGUUGACAUGUGGAAACAAAGGAUUGUACAGCUGCAGCCCCCAGAGACAAUUGAGGUUGACAAGUUUGCUAAAGCCAUUGAGAAACCAUCAACAUCUUCAACAAACCAGCCAUUGGUAUUGGUUGAGGAGCACACGCUAGAGCGAGACCCGACACAAGACCACAAGAUCAUGGCUAAAAUCACAAUACGUCAAAACCCCGUUACGAGCAUCUUUCAUGGGGAGCUGUACCUCGACUACAACUUCAAUUCGGACAAACCCAGCGAUGGAAAUGUCUGCAAGUUUACUCUGGGGUCCAAAGAAAAUGUUGAUAAAUAUUUUGAGCAGUUCAAGGAACUGUUCACUGAAGAAGGCCGGAAGUCUGUGAAGAUAAUGACUCAGAAACCGAACCAGCCUCCGAGUGUGACGUACACCCAGACCCUGCAGUCGAUGAACACGUGUGGUGCCACAACCAUCCAGAUAACCAAUGCACAAGCUCUGUUGAAACAGCAGGCCAGCGUGGCGGCCACCAUCACAACACAGAACGAACCAUCAGUGGCAACUGGAUUGUCGGCUAAACGAAACGUUCCUAUUCAACUGUCUUUGUCAAUAGGACCCCCUGGUGGUGUUACCAUGGCGUCCAAUCUCAUUACUUCACAGUCUGUAAUGAUCUCAGCCAAUGCAGCUAAUACUGUCCAGUCCGGGCAGAUUUUGGUUGGUCAGCAACCAGGACUCAUUACCGGCAACCAAACUAUUUCCUCAGCACAAAGACUGAAGUCAUUUCCGAUUCACACAGGACAAAUUAGAGCGACAAAUAGCCCAAGUCCUGUUUCGACGCCCACCUCUGCAGCAGUUCAGCAGCAGAUUCUGUCAGCGGUUGCCAUGCCCCAGCCCAGCAGCACUCAGAAGACCCCAACCCCGGCAGCCACGCCUACACCACCUCCCUCACACUCACGCACACCCACUCCAACAUCACUGGGGAACAGACGGACGUCCGGCAACGAGUCUGUGACCCUAACACAAGCUGAAUUAGUACAACCAAAAAACAACCCCAGUACAACACUAACACAGCAGGGCAACAUCACCACCAGCAUCAACAUCGCUAACAUCAGUGGCCUCCCACAGAACUUCAGCAUCCAGGGCCUCGGACUUCAAGGAGUGAACAUCACCAAUCUGCAGGGCCUGCAGAACAUGCAGGUAUCACUGACGGGUGUGUCUAUGCCGGGAGGCGGGAUUGCGGUUCCAGUCCCCAUCACGCUGAUCAACACAAACCCUUCCAUCCUGCAGAACCAGGCUGGCAUCAUCGUGAGCUCACUGCCCAACGUCGUGACGGCUGUGUCAUCCUCAGAGUCGGCCGCCACCACUGGGGCUGUCACCGGCAAUCAGGGAAAUGAAAGUGCUGUAACAGCUCCACAUACAUUUGUUACCAUGGUGACACUACCAACAUCAAGCACCAGUGGGACAUCGUCAACGACGACACAUACGACAGUCUCAUCUCAAGCCAUAAUGUCAACAGGUCUGGCGUCGAACCCAACCACUGUUCUGCCAUCUUCGAACAUGUUACAGCUUCCUAUCGGACUGGCCGGCAACAUCACGCAGCUCAUGCCAAUGGGGGCCAAAACUGCGGGCCGACAGGCCACCCAGUCACUGCCCAUACUACAGCUUCAAGGCCAGCAAGGUAUCCAGCUUGUCAACGUUCAGCAACAAAGAGGUCAGCUAAAGGCUGGCAUACCGACAUCGUCCGGACAACAGGGGGGCAACAGACCUCUGACAUCCACCACUGCUGUGCCUAUCUCUUCUGUUUUAACCCAAGUCUCACAGCCUCUGUCCAGUCACCAGAUGACAGCUUUACCCGUAACAUCCUUGACUGUCGGAAAGCAAGGUCAGCCAGGUCAGGGUCAGAUAACUCCACAGCAACUGCUGCAGCUGGCGGGACAGCACGGACUGCAGCCACAACAGCUGCAGACGGCACUGACGUUCCAGAAGCCACAGCAGACGCACCAGCCUCUGCAGUUCCACCAGCUCCAGCUGAAGACGUCUGCCCCGGCACAGCCCACCCAGCACAGCAGCAAGUCGAAGAGCAAGAAGAGAACUACACCGACGCCACCAAGAACUUGACCCCAAAGUGCCAUGAAAACCAGUGAUGGAAAUGGGCUUGAGGAACCAGACUGCAUGCAUGGGGGAACUGUACCUAGGUUGGGUUUGAUCAUGGAUGGCUGUUGUCCCCACCCCACACAAUUCUUUUGGUAUUUCACCCCCAGGGCCCAUAUUUUCAAAGCCAUCUUGGUGCUACGAAAUCGUAAAUCCAUCGUAGGUUGUGACAUCACUACAGCACACGCCAUACUAACGUCAUAGCUUAUGAUGGUUUUAUGAUUUCUUAGGCUAAGAUUGCUUCAAAAAUAUCGGCUCAGAUUCUUAAGUAUAGAUGUUUAAUGACUUCUCAGCAAGUUUUAAUCUGGAGUUAUUUGGUGUCUGUUUAUGGUUACUUAGACUUGUGGUCUAGAGAAUGAGAGAGAGAAAAAACUUGCUGUCACAAUAUAAGACUACUUGUACCAAAAAGAAGUAAAGAUUAUUUUACAUGCACCAAUCCCAUAGAUGGAACAACACAGCAGAGUCUGUGGUAUUAGAUGUACCAGUCAUGGGGCAUAGGCAGGAAAAACUCCAGGUCCACUUAGGGAAGUCAAUCAUACUUGUUAAUAAUAAUCUAAAAUGCUAAUUGCAGCAAGAGUGAGGGAGGGGGAGACAGAGAGAGGUGGAGGUGGGGGAGACAGAGAGAGACGGGGGAGGGGGACAGACAGAUGGAAGGAAGGGGAGAGAGAAUUGAAUGUACUAAUAUAUAAGCCCAUUUCCACUUCUGAGUUUUAUUGGGGGGGGGGUGGGGGGAGAGAGAAAGAGAGAGAAAGAAUGAAUGAAUGAAUAUAUUGAACAUACCAAUAUAUAAGCCCAUUUCCACCACUGAAUUAAGUGCAAAAACAAUGCAAUGCAUGUAUUAAUGUAAUUAGAUGAUGCCGAACAGCAUAAUAGUAAAAAAGUGUGUUAUUUUUAAUAUGCAAAAAUCAGCAACUGAUUUUACUCUUACAAAACCAGUAAUGUUUACAGUUGUUGUAAAUAUUUCAUCCACUGUAGUGAAUUCAUAUUUAUCAACUUUUGUUUGAAAUUUUGUCACUGAUCUUAGAAAUGGUUUCAGUUAUUAUUUUUUAAUGAUAAUUGUAUUCAGCAGUGUAAAAAUAGUCUAGUUACAUAUUAAAAGGUCAGUACACUGUACUUUGAAGUCCAGAUAUGUUUUAUAGCAGAUGGUUUUUAAAGUCAUACAAUUUUAAUUGGCUAAUAACUUUAUAAGGAAUUUAUUCAAGUUGGGCAUCAUGUCUGGACCAGUGAAUAUGUUAGCACAAUGGUUUGUGCUUGUAAAGUUUUUUUUUUUUUAGUGUAGAUAAGUGAACUCAGACUCUGACUUGGAACAUAGAAUUUAGUUUUUUUUACAAACUGCUUGCAGUCUUAAGGCCAAUCUCUAAACUCUUUAAGUCUUGUGUUUGUAAACUGUUUUACCUAGAUCAGUAAAUUCAUACUCAGACUUGAGCAUAGAAUUGAGUAUUUUACAAACUGCAUGCAGUCUAAAAGUUCAUACUCUAAAGUCUUGAGGACAGAUUUAAUUGUUUUUAUAACCAAUGAUAUAUAUAUAUAUGUGAAAAGUGAAUUUACUACUAAAAACAAUCUCAGGUGGCCAUCUGCAUAAUGAAUGCACAUGUUUAAGAUUGGUGUUUUCUUAAAAUAAAUAAUAUUUUCAUCCAUUCAGUUUAAUUUAUUAUCAUGCUUGUGUCCAUUUACAAUUCAAGCACCCUGUUGUGGGCACACAUCUCAACUGUUGGGGUGGUCCGAGCAGGACAAAUGUUAGAGAUUGAAAUUAGUGUAGUGGUCCAUUUACAAUUCAAGCACUCUGUCGUGGGCACACAUCUCAACUGUUGGGGUGAUCCGAACAGGUCAAAGGUUAGAGAGAUAAAUUAGUGUAGUGGUUUUGCAUCUGUUGAAUGAGUUGUGUACUCUGGGUGGGGGCCAGUCCUGGGAUGUGAACCCAGCACCUUCCAGUCUUGAAUUCAUUUGCUAAGGCUGUGAUUCCAUGGCAUCUGCACACAGAGAGAUUCACAUGUUUUAUGGAAGUCAAAUUGAUCAGUGUCUCUAGUAUACAUGUAUGUGUUUGGGGUUUAUGAAAGGGAGGUCGGAUGCUAUUGUUGGGGUGAGCGUGAAUGCGAUUGCUGAAGGUGUGAGCACAGGCGGUUGGUCUAGGGGGACCAAAGAGAUGAAGAAUAUGAAACAUUGAAGAUUUAAAUAUAGGCCAAGGCAUGGUAAGAGGUGUUUGAACAGACUUUAUUUUGCUUUUUGGAAGGUUUUGAAAGUUGGGCCAUGCCCAUCUGAGCUCCCAACACAACACAUGUCCUCGACAUGAUCUAAUGUCUUAUGUCUGUAAAACAUGUACUGGUAUGUCAGUGUAGAUACUUUGGAAUCGUGGCUGCAAUGAUUGCAUCAUCAAUGAUGUGCGACUAAUACCAUGCAGUUUUAAAACAAGUAUUUGUUCCUGACAAUAAUUGAAGAAAAGUACAUGUGUAAACUAUAUGUGAAGAGUUCAUUUUGAAAACACGAUAUCCCCCACUUUCUAGACUUGUGAAAGUGUACUGAUGUUAUAUAUGACGUCACAAUGUGAUCUAUGCCCACUGAUCAGGACCUUAAAACACUACUUCGUGUGCUAGAUGCUAUGUCAUGUUGCAGCAAAACCAUGUUUUUCUCACAAUUACAUAGAUAGAUAUAUACAGGGUUUCUGCCAGAGGGUAAAACGGGUAUGCUGCCAUACCACAUUUUUUUUUGCAGAUUUAAUUUUUUUAAAUUAACCUUUUGAUACUUUCUGAGGGAGGUCCCCCAUACCCACUGUCAACUGCGGUUGCAUUCAGCACACACAUUGUAAAUAUUCAUUUCCAUAGCGCCAUACCCAAAAAGUUCUUUCUGGUAUAGUAUGUUAGAAAUGAACUUUUUCGUAUAUAUCUGCAUCCAUAUUUAUAGAUUGUGUAAUAAACCGGUUUCCUUUAUGCCUACCCGGUAAUUUGAAGUUAGCACUGAUUAAUUUUUGACUGAUGAAAUAGUAACCUGUAUUACAAAUCAGAUAUUUUGGUCGAUGAUGCUUCCAGAAUGGUCUGCCACUAAUAUUUUUAUGUGACUGUUCUGAAAAAAAAAUUCAUAUUAACAUACAAAUAUUUACUCAUGGAAACUAAAAUAUUUGUUUGUUGAUAUAAUUUAACUUUUACCAGACUCCAUGUUUUAUUUAUUUAUUGGUAAUAUUGUUUCAUGAACAUUUGAGUUUUUACAGUGUACAGAAUGAGUUGUUUUGUGUAAAUGGAGACACUUUGUUUUUGUUAAUGCAGGGUCUAGUGGUAUCUGUUUAACUGAACCCAACAGCUGAUGUUUGCUGAUAUACUCCAUUGUUGUCACUGUCAAAGUCAGUUACUAGUCCCCUACCGGUCCAACCAGAGGGGACUAUAAAUUUCAUCUCCUUCUGUCUGUCUAAUCAGUCUGUCUAAUCAGUCUGUCUGUCCGUCUGUCUGUCCCACUUAUAGUUUUCCUGACU